CUCUCUCUGGCUAAAACCAUCCCCGCCGUAGCCAUGGCGGUUCUCCGAUACGCCGUCUUCUCAUCUCCUUCCCCUUUGCUUCCGUCGUACUCCACCGGAAGGAGAGUUUUUUUAAAAGUUACACGGUGUUCCUCGGUUUCGGUUCCGUUCUCGUCGAAGUCAUCAAGAAGGAAAAAUUACCUCCGACCCAAAAUUCUCAGAACCCUAAAUCCGAAGACUCAAGAAACCGUCGUAACCGGAAUCAAAACGCUGGAAAAUGCUCCUCCGAGCGACGUGGUGUCUAACGAGAGUGGUGAUGUAGAGGAGGAGGAGCUUCAGGUCUUAAGUAGCUCUGUUGUGACAAACGAGGUGAAUGGUGAAUUGAGUAAGCUCUCUCCGAACUUAGUAGCCAAGUAUGGAUGGUGGUUGAUCGGAAUUUUCGCAUUUCAAACUGUUUGUGCUGUUUUGUUUCUGGGAGACUCAACAAAAUCCGAUAAGACGCCGGAAACUUCAAGUGGUAGUGGUGGUGGUCAAAACGGGGAAAGAGAGAGCAGUGUGGUUUUGCUAGAGGAUCUUGAGAUGAAUGUGAAGAUUGCAGAGAUCAGAAUGAUGGCACGUGAAGCACGCAAAAGUGAGGGUAAGCAAGAAGAGGAUAAUGAAACUGGGGUUGACAUUGAGAAAGAGAUAGGAGCAAGAUUGUCUAACAUGGAGAAACGGUUGAAUUCUCAGAGAAAAGGUUUAGCGGGAUUGCGUGUAGAACCGUUGGAUGAAUCUGGAAAUGAUGAUUUGAAGGAUGAGAAAAGUUUGAUGUUUGAGAAGAAGUAUAAGUUUAAGGCUGAGAAGCCACCAACGGAUAAUGUGAAAGGAUUUGGUGGAAGUAAGGGAAACAAUGAGCUAAUGUCUGAGACUGAGAAGGCAGGGCAAAAUGGGAGAGUUCGUGAACCACUAGACGGUGAGAAGAAUCUUGAAGAUCAACAAAAAAAGGCCGGAGAUUCAGAUUCCAAGAUGGUUUCUGGUGCUGCUCAGGAAUCUGAGCAAAGACGACCAUCAAAGGAAACUAAGAAGUCUAAGAAAUCUGGAAACCGAGUGGGCGGAACACCUAAUAUGGAAGCGGGUUCUGGAUUUGGUAGCACUUCGUUGUCAGGGAAACAUGGAGACGUCAGGAAAGGAAAAGCGCUGAGAAGAGCAAGGGAGGAGAAACAAUCUGAGAAAGAUAAUAAUAUGUGGUGGCUGAAGCUUCCCUAUGUGCUGAGAAUUCUCAUGCGGAGUAAAAUAGAUCAAGACAUAUCCGAGGGAUAUUUUACCUUGAGGACCGAAUCUAUGGAACAAAAUGAGGGUCAGGUUUCACACAUGAUUGCAUUUGAAGAUCAAAGUGAUGCUAGAAAAUUCUCUUAUCUGCUUGAAUCAGUAUUUGAAGACUUAGAUGAGUUCAUUGCCGAUAUAGCUCCUGUAUCAACCAAGGGUCUUUAUGACGAAGUGAGUUCUGGUGGCAAGAAUGUGAUAGUUGUGAAGAAGAGGCAGCUUACAUUGUAUGCUGGACAACCAUUCGAAGAUGUUGAAAGAGCUUUGAGAACUCUGAUUCAAGAACAAAGAUGAAAAAACAACAACAUUACUUAGGAGUGGAAAAACUAGAGAUCCCAGAGAUGAUUGAUGUGGACGACAAAGUCAGUAAGAACAAUGGAGCCAAACCAACAAUUUUUUUUGAGCUUAAUGAGCCAAUGAGCCUUAUUAUGGUAAUAACAUUGGAUUGAGAGCCUCUGGUGUAUUAUAUGGCAAUAACAUUGGAAUUGAGAGGACAAAUCCAAUAGGGGUAGGAGAAAUAGAAAGAUCGUUAUAUCAUGUAAAAACGUAUUUUUACAUGCAUCAGAGAGAACAACAACAUUUAUUGA
This is a messenger RNA of Camelina sativa (false flax), 1868 nucleotides long. RefSeq lists its product as uncharacterized. The record is from RefSeq and is a predicted model, not a curated record. Lineage: Eukaryota; Viridiplantae; Streptophyta; Magnoliopsida; Brassicales; Brassicaceae.